CGCCUCAUUCGAAUCAAAUCUACGAGCGCCAUGUGCAAAACGUCAAGAAGUGGACUAACAUAAUGAGAAAAUUGACUUAAUAUUCACUAAAUUGGGUCUAUCCCACGAUAAUAAUGCCUUCACCUGCGGCUCCAAACACAGUUGCUCCAAACGUUGGAUUGGAGAUGCUUGAAACUGCAUCAAAAGAGGUUGAUCGACAGCUUUCCGCGGAUCGACAAUAUCCGGAACUGACAGAACUUUUAGGGGUCACGUCUCAAAACUCUGUCUCGUUCAGCGGCGUUAAUGACUAUGACUACCCCUGCCUGUCGUCACCGUCAGUCAGCCUAUCAGGAAUGGAGCUCAUCAGUCCUGUCAAGAAGGUCCCCCUUCCUGCAGAACUUGUUGAACAGUUUGAUCACAUGCAAUGCAACUGCAUGAUGGGGCUUUUCCCUGAGAUCCGUCGCGCUUGGCUGACUGUUGAUAGUGAUAUCUUUGUUUGGAAUUACGAGGAUGGGAGUGACUUGGCAUACUUUGAUGGUCUGAGUGAGACCAUAUUAUGUGCUGGUCUUGUCAAGCCCAAACCAGAAAUCUUGAGGGAUUCUGUGAAGUAUGUCUUAUGCCUUACCACUCCUGUCGACAUUGUACUAUUAGCUGUCACCUUCACACCAAGAAGCCGAGGAGCAUUGCCAGAAGACGGGUUUGCUGAGAUGCACCUUCAGCCAGACCCACUGUUUUCAAUCCCUUCAGACAAUGUGUACAUGACAUGCGUCACUGGGACUAUUCUUGGUCGGGUGUUUACUGGAGGAAAAGAUGGCUGUGUUUAUGAAAUUGCAUACCAGGCUAAGAACAGCUGGUUUCAGGGAAAAUGCCGCAAGAUCAACCACUCUUCAAGCUUGUUCUCCUACCUUGUUCCUUCAUUUCUCAGUGUGUCAGGGGAAGAUCCACUGUGUCAGUUAGCUGUUGACAACACCAGAAACAUUCUGUACUCAAGAUCUGAAAAGGGGACAAUUCAGGUGUUUGAUCUAGGAGCUGAUGGCUGUGGGAUGAGUUAUGUAGCCAGCCUGACCCAAGACAGCAUUGCUCACAAGGCUGCUUCAGCCACAAGAACUGCUGACUACAGUAAUUUCAAGCCUAUUGUUCACAUUGCACCAGUAUCUCAGAGUGAAUCAUCAUACAUUCAACUAGUAGCCAUAACUCAAGCAGGUGUGCGGCUGUACUUCUGCACGGUCCCAUCAAGAGAAAUUAAUGGCCGCCCCAGUCGACUCAACCUGGUACACAUCCGCAUGCCACCUGGCUUUGCACCCUCUGCAACCUCACUAAGGCCAUCUCAAGUACAUGCUUCUUUCUAUCGUCAAGGGAUGACAAUACUUUCGUCAGCGCAGACUGAGGACACUGAUGUAUUGUGGGCAAUCAGUUCUGACCCCUUUCCCUUUCAGACUCCCUUAAAGGAAAUGCAGGUAACUAUCCCCCUGGAUGGCCGUACCUGGGCAGUUAGUGAAGUCCCUGACUUCUCAUCCAACUUGGUGGCUCCCUGCCCUGUUUUAUCAGACCGCUGGCCUGAGCCGCCCAUCGUUGUCAAGCAGCAUGCCCUCCCUCAGAGGUCAUUUGUGGUUUUGAGUGCACAGGGUAGCUAUUUGAUGUCAAGUUACAGGCCUGUGGAACAGCUCCAUGAGCUUUUGAUCACAAGUCAGGGGUUUGACUCAGAGGCAGUGCAAGCAUUUUUUAAACUCCACAAGGAAGGCCAAGCCUGUGCCAUCGCUCUUGUGCUGGCUUGCUCCACACAAGCCACUGAUCCCCAAGUUGCAGAUUGGGCUACUAGGGCCUUCUUCAAAUAUGGUGGUGAAUCACAGCUGUUGCACCAACCAUUAUCUGGACCAGGUGACAUUGUCAGCGGUCCAAAUAGCUUUGGUGGCAGCUACAUCAGCUCACCUGGACAAAAAAGUGAUGUGCAGCCAUUUGGGCAGAGUUACGUCACCUCUACACCCCAACCUGGAGUUACAGGAAGAGCUGUCUUUCAGCCGGAGGUCACCAAGUCUGGCAAACACGAUGGACUCUGCCUCUACGUAGCUAGGAUACUAGGCACGUUAUGGGAUAGUCGUCUUGCAUAUGAAGAGUUUGCGGUACCUCCCACUCCAGCUUAUACUCAGCCCCCAGUUGUGUUCAGAAGUCGCUUCACCUGUGAGCAGCUGUCAUGGUUCCUUACAAAACUACGAGAACUACAGAGUUGGAUGGAAAAGAACCUUCAAUUUGUGGCACCAUACCAGGACUCCAGCUUUCCUCACAUGACAUUGACAGGGGGGCAGCAGGUCCUGCAGCGAUCCCAUCAAGCCACUACAGAAGCUUACCUAGCUGAGCGCAGAGCUUUAACAAGCCUUAAACACAUAGUGGACAGAUCAUACGAGGUGAUAGGCCUUUGGCAGAUCAUUUGUGAAAGUGGUUUUGAGUCUAGUGUGGAUCAGAUGGACCCAGUUCAGAAGGACUGCAUGCGAUACAUGAAGUUCAAGGACCUUGUCAUUAACGGACAUGAGGUAUGUAGUGGGCUGAUCUCGGCUCUCAUGAACUGCUAUCUGGAGGACAGUAGCUCCACAGAUGCCAUCAGUGAGCGGCUGCGCCAGUUGUGCCCCAGUCUCUACAGCAGUGAUGAUGCUGUCUGUACCAAGGCUGGGGAGCUACUUACUCUUGCAAAGAAAACAGUCAACAAAGCAGAGCAGACUCACCUACUUAAAGAUGCAUUGCAGUGCUAUCGACAAGUCACUCAUCAAAUUAAUCUUGAGUUGAUUUGCUCUAUACUUGAGUCAGUGCGGUUCUAUGAAGGUGUGGUUGAACUAGCCCUGUAUGCAGCGCACAGGAGGGACCCUCAGGGGCAUGCCUUGCAUUUCUACAAGAAUGGGGAAUCCCCAGGAGACGUGCAGGGGCAAGAGGCAAUGAUAGCAAGACACCAGUGCUAUAAGUGCAUAACGGACUGUCUACAAAGACUGCUGGCUAUCAGGCAAUCCUCGGCCCAGUCUCCCAGUCUGCCAUCACGGCCAGGUCCACCACCAACACCUGAUCCAAAUGCACUGACGCCAAUUGACGCUGAGAAAUAUAUGGAGCUUACACUUACCCUAGCCCUCUCCUCUGGGGAUGAGUUGUGGCACGUCUCCCUGUACCAGUGGUUGAUUGACAAUGCUUUGACAGACAGGCUACUAGAGAUUAAAUCCGUGCACCUGGAGGCCUAUCUCAAACACAAGACUGCAGCACAGUAUCCUAAUGAUCUGAAGAUGCUGGACUUGCUAUGGCGACAUUACGAGAAAACGAAGAACUACGCGGCAGCCGCCAGGAUACUCUCUAAACUCGCUGAGAGAGAAAGCGGUGAUGUGAGCCUUGUUCAGCGGUUGGAGUACCUUUCACGUGCCAUCAUGAGCGCCAAGAGCAGCAAUCUGCGUACAAGCAGUAGCAAGGAGGGGGAGUUCUUACACGAGCUGGAGGAAAAACUCGAGGUUGCGCGCAUUCAGUCACAAGUGUACGAGGCUCUGUCUAGACGGCACGCAUCACGGCCAUCACCUCAUCUCCAAGACGCCCUCAAUCAACUCAACAACAGACUCGUGGACGUCACUACGCUCUAUGGUGAAUACGCCGAUCUUUUUUCAUUGGCUGAGUGCAAGUUGGCUAUCGUGCACUGUGCCGGCCAUUAUGAACCCACCCUGAUUGAAACACUAUGGCGAGAGAUCAUCGACAAAGAGUUGAAGGAGUCCAGCAGUUCGUCGCCGAGUGACCGCAUUGCCCUCAUCAGUAGCAAGAUGGUGGCCCUUGGCAGGACAUACGUGCACUCCGAGAGAUACUUUCCGCUCGGUGCUUUGGUGCUGAUUCUUGAGCGAUACAGCGCCGAGCUGGACUGGGACCCAACCUGGGUGUUUAUGACCAUGUUAGAGAUUGGCAUCCCGUUUCCAGUCCUCCACGGUAUCUAUGACAGAAUGUUCAAGGCCAAGGAUCCUUGUUGGCAAGCGAUUAAUAAGCCUCUACACGUUCUGGAAGUGAUCUACCAUCUACUGACCAAGUACCUCGACACACCCUCGCUCAUGGCGCCGUAUGAACGGCCGGCCUUCACCACAACUCUGUACGACGCAUGCGCAACCUAUCUGGUGGAGCUCGAGUCGAUCUGUUCACGUGAUGGGACCGUGCAGAACACGCUGGCCAAGUACAAGGGACUGCAGGCGUCUUUGAAACGCCGCUUAUAAGUGACGUCGUCUGUGCAGAGCAAACCCGGAGCCAACCAUGCCACAGGGACCGCUCAACGUCUGACACAGGCAGCCCGAAUAUGUGUAUGAUAAGAAUGACACUCAGAGAGACUUUGGCAUGACUGAACACUUCUUUCAUUCCUUAUUAGGACUAGAACCAACAGGUGAUGGAAUCUUGGAAUUAGUUUCGAGCACAAGGGAUAAAAGUCCUCCUUCGGGUACUUUUAAAGGGGUUUCAGUGAUCACGCCAGCCAAAGUUUUCCGAAUAAAGUCUUCAUUGACAAG
Messenger RNA from Nematostella vectensis (starlet sea anemone), 4481 nucleotides. Its product is annotated as nuclear pore complex protein Nup155. Gene Ontology annotation, cellular component: nuclear pore inner ring; nuclear pore. The coding region runs from base 114 to 4196 and encodes 1360 amino acids. Gene Ontology annotation, molecular function: structural constituent of nuclear pore. Gene Ontology annotation, biological process: protein localization to nuclear inner membrane; RNA export from nucleus; protein import into nucleus. NCBI's taxonomy places the organism in Eukaryota, Metazoa, Cnidaria, Anthozoa, Actiniaria, Edwardsiidae. The transcript has 37 exons. The record is from RefSeq and is a predicted model, not a curated record.